ACGGCCGCUUUUUUGACGUAGCAGGGGCCCAGGCGAAAAGAAGUGGUCCCACCGUGGACGAGUAGCCACCGAAUCGGAAAAGAGAGGGUGAACGGCAGCGAGGAUAUCCAACGGAUGAUUUCAAGCCAUUUUUUUUUUUACCGAAGACGACCGACCGACAAACGAACACUGAUCUAUUUCAAUUCAAAUGUGGGAGAGCAUCAGAAGUUAAAUCAAGAUAUUUUAUCAUGAAGCCCAGAUUGUCUGUUUAUCUUGAAAGUCACAAUUACUAUCUUGAACUUGAAGAAUGAGGAUAACGAAAUGAGAUAAAGUGGACGAUUGGAGGAGCCCAACCCCCUUUACCUCCACCUCCUGGAAGCAUGGCUGGCUUACAACUUGUCACCCCUGCUACUUCACCCAUGGGGCCUUUCUUUGGUCUGCCAUGGCAGCAGGAGGCUAUCCAUGAUAACAUCUACACACCUAGGAAAUAUCAGGUAGAACUUCUCGAAGCAGCUCUUGAACAUAAUACUAUUGUCUGCUUGAAUACUGGCUCAGGGAAGACCUUUAUUGCAGUACUUCUAACAAAAGAGCUCUCCCACCAAAUCCGUGGACAUUAUCAUGGAAACGCGAAGAGGACAGUUUUCCUGGUGAACACUGUUUCAUCUGUAGUUCAGCAAGCAGCCGCAGUCAGGACCCACUCUGACCUCCAGGUGGGAGAGUACACAGAUAUGGAGAAAAUUUCAGCAUGGACGGACCAACAGUGGAGUCAAGAGAUAAUCAAGAAUCAGGUGCUGGUCAUGACUUGCCACGUAUUCCUACAUGUUCUGAGGCACAAGAUUUUACUGUUGUCGAAAAUCAACCUGGUGGUUUUUGAUGAUUGUCACCUGGCCAUCACAGACCACCCGUACUGUGAGAUAAUGAAGCUGUUUGAAGGCAGUUCGUGCAGUCCUCGCAUUCUGGGUCUCACAGCUUCUAUUCUGAAUGGAAAAUGUGACCCGUCAGAGCUGGAGCAGAAGAUCCAGAAUCUAGAGAACAUCCUGAAGAGCAAUGCUGAAACCGCUACUGACCUGGUGGUCCUGGACAGAUAUGCCUCUCAGCCAAGAGAAGUGGUGCUGGACUGCGGCCCGUACGUGGAUAAGAGUGGUCUUUCCUCACAUCUGCUGGAGGAGCUGGACGAUGCUCUCCACUUCCUGAAUGACUGUAACAUAUCUGCUGCCAGAGAGGACCGAGAUCCUACAUUCAUCUCCAAACAGGUCCUGGGUGACUGUCGGGCUGUGCUGCAGGUGCUGGGGCCCUGGUGUGCAGAUAAGGCAGCGGGUAUCAUGGUUCGGGAGCUCCAGAAGUAUAUCAAACACGAGCAGGAAGAGCUCAGCCGUAAGUUCCUGCUCUUCACUGACACCAUCCUGCGCAAAGUGCAUGCCCUCUGCGAGGAGCACUUCUCCCCUGCCUCACUGGACCUCAAGUUUGUCACCCCUAAGGUCCUCCGGCUGCUUGAGAUCCUGCACGAGUACAAGCCCUUUGAGCGGCAGCAGUUUGAGAGUGUUGAGUGGUACAACAACCGCAACCAGGACAACUAUGUGUCCUGGAGUGAUUCGGAGGAUGAAGAUGAGGACGAGGAGGUGGAGGCCAAAGAGAGGCCUGAAGCCAACUUUCCCUCACCUUUCACAAACAUCCUGUGCGGGAUCAUCUUUGUGGAGAGACGUUACACAGCUGUUGUCCUCAAUCGUCUUAUCAAAGAGGCGGGAAAGCAGGACCCAGACCUGGCUUACAUCAGCAGCAACUUCAUCACCGGCCACAGCAUCGGCAAAAACCAGCCACGGAACAAACAAAUGGAGGUGGAGUUCAGGAAACAAGAGGAGGUUCUCCGCAAGUUCCGGGCCCAUGAAACCAACCUCCUUAUUGCCACCAGCAUCGUGGAGGAAGGCGUGGAUAUUCCAAAGUGUAACCUGGUGGUGCGAUUUGACCUGCCCACAGAGUACAGGUCCUAUGUCCAGUCAAAAGGCAGAGCUCGAGCUCCCGUCUCCAACUACGUCAUGCUGGCCAACAGUGACAGGACCAAAACCUUCGAGGAAGAUCUCACUACGUACAAGGCCAUAGAGAAGAUCCUGAGGAACAAGUGUUCCAAGUCAGUGGAGAUGAGUGAGUUAGAAGUGGAGCAGGUUCUAGAUGAUGACAACAUCCUUCCACCCUACGUGCUCCGAUCUGAGGAUGGAGGUCCCCGGGUCACCAUCAACACAGCUAUUGGACACAUUAACAGGUAUUGUGCUCGGCUUCCCAGCGACCCAUUCACCCACUUGGCACCCAAAUGUAAAACUUUGGAGGUGCAGGAUGGACGCUUACAGUCCACACUCUACUUACCCAUCAACUCCCCUCUGCGAGUCCCUGUUAAGGGUCCGAUAAUGACUUGUGCCCGACUGGCAGAGAAAGCUGUUGCACUAGAAUGCUGUGAGAAACUCCACAAAAUAGGUGAGCUGGACGAUCACCUGAUGCCAGUGGGGAAGGAGACGGUCAAAUACGAGGAGGAGCUUGAUCUCCAUGAUGAGGAGGAGACAAGUGUCCCAGGCCGGCCUGGUUCCACCAAGAGGAGGCAGUGCUACCCUAAAGCCAUACCAGAGUGUCUGAGGGACAGUUACGCCGUACCAGAGCAGACCUACUAUCUGUAUGUGAUUGGGAUGGUCCUCACCACCCCUCUCCCGGAUGAACUCAACUUCCGCAGAAGGAAGCUAUACCCACCGGAGGACACCACCAGGUCCUUUGGCAUUCUCACUGCCAAACCCAUACCCAGAAUCCCCUACUUCCCGGUAUACACUCGCUCGGGUGAGGUGACGAUCUCCAUCGAGCUGCAGAAGUCUGGUUUCACACUCACUGCCACCCAGCUCGACCUCAUCACCCGCCUUCACCAGUACAUCUUUUCCCACAUCCUCCGCCUGGAGAAACCUGCACUGGAGUUCAAACCCACACAGGCUGACUCGGCAUACUGCGUUCUACCUCUGAAUGUCGUCGGGGACUCCAACACACUCGAUAUGGACUUUAAGUUCAUGGAGGACAUUGAGAAGUCUGAGGCCCGCACUGGCAUUCCUACCACUCAGUACACCAAGCAGAACCCCUUCACUUUCAAGUUGGAGGACUACCAGGAUGCCGUGAUCAUUCCAAGGUAUCGUAACUUUGACCAGCCUCAUCGCUUCUAUGUCGCUGAUGUGUAUACAGACCUGACGCCGCUCAGCAAGUUUCCGUCACCAGAGUAUGAGACUUUUGCUGAGUACUACAAGACCAAGUACAACCUGGACCUGUCCAACCUAAACCAGCCGCUCCUGGACGUAGACCAUACUUCCUCCAGACUGAACCUGUUGACCCCUCGGCACCUGAACCAGAAGGGGAAAGCCCUGCCGCUCAGCAGUGCAGAGAAGAGGAAGGCCAAGUGGGAAAGUCUUCAGAAUAAACAGAUCCUGGUUCCAGAACUGUGUGCAAUCCACCCCAUCCCUGCUUCCCUGUGGAGGAAAGCAGUGUGUCUGCCCAGCAUCCUCUACCGCCUCCACUGCCUCCUGACCGCUGAGGAGCUCAGAGCCCAGACUGCCAGUGAAGCUGGAGUGGGAGCCCAGACCCUCCCCCCUGACUUCAGGUAUUCAAACCUGGACUUUGGCUGGAAGAGAUCCAUUGACAGCAAAACAUUCAUUUCCUGUCCCGAGUCCUGCAGUGACGAUGACGAUGAUCACUGUGAGCACCAACAGACUUUAGCCCCCGACCCCAGUUGCCCAACACCACCCAGCAUUCCCCACUCUUCUCUGCCUGAGCAGCGGCCCCCUGCAGCCCCCGAGUCUGGAAACACCACCUGCACUAGGAACCUAACAAAUGGGACUGCCCUUGUCACAGACUGCAAUGACAGCUGCCACCAAGACAAUUGCCAAUGCUCCCAGCCCAGCUCGCCUGGGCAGCAGAGCCCUGAAUCAAUAAAAACCUCUACCUCAGUCCCAGUGCAGCCCUCACACAGCUUGAAGAAGUCCAGCUCCUGUCCUCCACAGCCCAGUGGAGGAUGUACACCUGGGAGGACUUCGGACCACACAAAUAAAGCUACCUCAGUCUGCAGCCAGGUAACCACGGGACCCAACGUUGCCACAGCACCUUCUCCUGACCUUGGCGCUUCCCCCCAGCACAGAGACCAGACAGGGAACUCCUCCAAAUGUCUGGGGCCCAACCCGGGCCUUAUCCUGCAGGCCUUGACCCUAUCCAACGCAAGUGACGGCUUCAACCUGGAGCGGCUGGAGAUGCUGGGCGACUCUUUCCUUAAGCAUGCCAUCACCACAUACCUGUUCUGUACUUAUCCUGACGCUCACGAAGGAAGACUCAGUUAUAUGCGCAGCAAGAAGGUGAGCAACUGUAACCUCUAUCGUCUUGGGAAGAAGAAGGGCCUCCCCAGCAGGAUGGUGGUGUCCAUCUUUGACCCCCCUGUUAAUUGGCUGCCUCCCGGCUACGUGGUCAACCAGGACAAAAACUGCACUGACAAACAGGAUUUCGAGGAAAAAGAAGAUCUCCUGGCCAAUGGGGAACCUGGGAAUGACUAUGAUGAAGAAGAAGAUGAUGAGGAAGAGGGUGAGGAGGUGGAGGAGGACGGUGAGGUGAUGCUGAAGGUGGAGCCAAAGGAUGAGGUCAACAUGGAGGACGAUUUGGAAUACUACAAGGAGCACAUUAAGUUUAUUGACAACAUGUUGUUGGGGUCUGGUGCAUUCGCAAAGAAGAUCUCUCUGAGUGUUUUCCCUCCCUCUCCCGCCCCGGCCUCUGCUUCCACACCUGCCAUGGAGUCACCUAAUCAAUGGAAGGCCCCCAAGAAGCCCCUCCAACCCACCGCGACCCACUAUCCCCCAGAGCCGGCAUCCAGUGGACCCUCAGCCGAAGAGUUUGACUACAGCUCGUGGGAUGCCAUGUGCUACCUGGACCCCAGCAAGGCCGGGGAGGAGGACGACUUUGUUGUCGGUUUUUGGAAUCCGUCGGAGGAGAGCUGCGGAGUUGAGCUCGGCAAGCAGUCAAUCUCCUACGACCUGCACACUGAGCAGUGCAUCGCAGACAAGAGCAUCGCCGACUGUGUGGAGGCCCUGCUCGGCUGCUACCUCACCAGCUGUGGAGAGAGAGCCGCCCAGAUGUUCCUCUGCUCCUUGGGCCUCAAGGUGUUGCCGUUGGAGAGAGGGAGCCUAACAGGAGCUCUGGUGCAGAGCUUCCAGUCGUCAGCAAUUGACCUGUGCUAUGGCUGGUUAAAGAUCCCACCUCGCUGCAUGCUGAGCCAUCCAGACGCGGAGCGAACUCUCAACCACCUCAUUUCCGGCUUCGAGAACUUUGAAAGGAAGAUCCACUACACCUUUCAGAACAAGGCAUACCUCUUGCAAGCCUUCACCCACGCUUCUUACCAUUACAACACCAUUACAGAUUGUUACCAGCGGCUAGAGUUCCUUGGUGAUGCAAUUCUAGACUACCUCAUAACAAAGCACCUUUACGAAGACCCGCGGCAGCACUCCCCCGGUGUGCUGACCGACCUGCGCUCUGCACUUGUCAACAAUACCAUCUUUGCCUCGCUUGCUGUCAAGUACGACUACCACAAGUACUUCAAGGCCAUCUCACCCGAGCUUUUCCAUGUCAUCGAUGACUUUGUGCAGUUUCAACUGGAGAAGAAUGAGAUGCAAGGCAUGGACUCUGAGCUGCGACGCUCUGAGGAGGACGAGGAGAAGGAGGAGGAUAUCGAGGUCCCUAAGGCCAUGGGGGAUAUCUUUGAGUCGCUAGCAGGGGCAAUUUACAUGGACAGCAGGAUGUCAUUGGAGACGGUGUGGCAAGUGUAUUAUCCAAUGAUGAGGCCACUUAUAGAGAAAUUCUCUGCCAAUGUUCCACGUUCUCCUGUGAGGGAGCUGCUGGAGAUGGAACCAGAAACUGCCAAGUUCAGUCCUGCAGAGAGAACGUACGACGGAAAGGUGCGGGUAACGGUGGAGGUCGUUGGUAAGGGCAAGUUUAAAGGAGUUGGCCGCAGCUACCGGAUCGCCAAGUCGGCGGCGGCACGACGAGCUCUGCGCAGCCUCAAAGCCAAUCAACCUCAGGUCCCGAACAACUGAGCUCCUCCUCCCAGAGCUCAGCGUGAACGUCCAAGCUAUUGACGUUAAAGAUGGAAAAAGCAGCUUGCCAACACAGAUCGAUGCUGUUCCUGUACGUUCAGCCGGUGGUGGCACAACCAGGGCAGCCGGGGACACUGUGGAGAUGCAACAAAAGAAACGGACUGAUCUCACAAACGGAUUUCACAUUGGAUCUGUACCUUUUUGUCUUUUUCUUUUUUUGCGCAAACACAAUCUUUAUUUUCCCCUCUGUUUUGUGUAAUCACAUGAGUGCUUUAUUAACAUUUAGCUAUGUGUUUAAAAAAGUUAUAAAAAAAAAAAGUCAGGUAGCACUAUCCUAUUCUUUAGCUUUUUUUGUUCACCUUUGUCACUGAGAUGAGGCUAAUGCUUAAUGUGUAGUGUUAGAUUGUACAUAUUUCAAUCAAAUGUGUAAAUCAAAGAUGUAGGAAGAGAAAAAUAAAAACAAAACGCUAAACUCCUCAGCCUGUGGACGAGUGCCAGUCAGUUUAAGUGUUUUUUUAAACACUUAACGGCAGACAUGGCUCACAGAGACCACUGAAACAAAACCGUGUGGUACAUCUGAAAUCUGUCUUGAGAUGAUAUCCUAAAUAAUAUUUGCACUUAUUCCAAUAGUAUGGUCUGUUUUUUUGACAACUAUGUGGUCACACUGACACCAAAUUCAUGUUUGUUGCAGAGUAAAUAAAAUUAUAUAGAAAUAUAAAUCACAUAAAUGAUAUUCUUGGCACUUGAUGCCCAGGCUCACCCUCAUAUCCUUGCGAGAUGGAUAGGAAUUUCAACAUUCCCAGUUACUGUAAUUUAAUUGGUUUGAACCGCACUUGCAUGUUCUUGUAGCUUAUGUAUAAACCAUGAAAAACUGGAUGGCUUAUGUAAAUGUUUUGAAUCUAUGGAUAAAUCUAAAGAGUGUGAAAGCAACAUUAGAUGUUUAUGGCAUUAUCUUGGGGAUUUAAUGAAACCUGUUUUUGAUAUCAAGAAUCGAUGAUAUUUAAUUAGUAAUCCUCGCGCACAAAAUAUCUUUCCACGGAGCGCAUUAAUUCAGUUUUGAUAUAAAAAAUUAAAAAAGAACACCGUAUCAAACAUACAAUAUGCUGCAGAAUUUUCUACAAAUUGGUAAGACGCAUAGAAUCUUUACAAAUCUAGUCUUUGUAGAAAAAGGCCAAUUCGUUUCGACACAAGCGUUCUUCGCACGCCGAACCUACCAAAGCUGUAGCAGAUGUGAGACGGCGGUUGAAGUCAGUUCCUAGCGAUAAGGAAACCAGACGUUUUUUGUUUUUGGUGUUUGUUUUGUUUCUUUUCCAACAAAUUUUGCCUCUCGCUAAAUGUCUUUGUUUCUCAUCAUCAAUAAGCCCCUUUUUCACUUGAUUACCUCAGUUAAUUGCAUGCAUUUUUUUCUUGUCUUUAUAAUUAUUAUUCUUUUGUUUGGUGCUAUAUUUUUGUAUUAAGCUUGAAUUUCUCAUCUUUUUUUUUUGCACUGUAACUAUAAUACCUCUUUGUUUGACCUUUUUUAUGUUUGAUUUGGUUGUCCUGUUUAUCCGCUGUCAAGCUGUACAGGAGAAUUGCAUUGUCAUCCCUUCCCAUACUUGAAGUUAAAUUUUUUUUUGGGGGGUGGGGUGGGCGGAGCCAUCGGCUGUUAGUGUCAUCAGUUGAAAAUCUGUAUUUGUAUUCUGGGUUAAAACAGGAUUAAUAGAUGAGGUGAGAGAGUCAGUGCUCGUAGAGGUAAUCAGAUUGCAACUCUAAAAACUUUAAAAAUAUAUUCCAAAAAAAUAUGCAAAGGGGAAAAAAUAACUUGUUAUUUCUUCCAGGCAAUCUUUAUGAGUAAGGGUUGGAAGACACUUGUAGCGUGUGUUUGUACAGCGAGCUGAAAUCGACCAGUCUCACAGUCGCGUAGUCCCACUGUAAUAGAGUACUUCUACCUCAAGGGCAAUGCAAGACUGCAGUUCAAUUCAGUGACUGACGGGGACACGGACUCUUCUUUUGACUAUAACUGUACAGUCACGUAUACAGUACACAACCAAGACUGAUCAGUUCGACCGAUUCAACGUUCACAUCUGUUUGUCACGCCAUGCGCUCAAACACGAGUCAGUGCCUUCUCUGUGGGAGAUUGGUGUCACAGACUGAGCAUGAAAUAAUUUAAUUUAAAGUUAUAUAUACAGUUUGAAAUGAACAUGACUGUACAUUUAAAAGUUCAAACUAAACAUACGUAAGAGUUCAACCAGGGGCUGAAGGAGAAACGUAUCCCGAGUCCAAAUAAUCGGUUCACACUGAAUGUUUUUGAACAAACUGCCCCACGGGUUGCCAGUCAACUGGGCAGACGAGCAAAAGUCUCCGGGUUUUUUCCCAUUUGGUCAUUGUUUGUGGUUAAUUUGAUUAAUUACAAUUUUUCUUUUUUUGGUAUAUAUAUUUUUUAUGUAUCGGUAAAACAUAAUAUUAAACUGAAGUGAUAGGGAACCUUGAA
This is a messenger RNA of Scophthalmus maximus (turbot), 8538 nucleotides long. It is a transcript of the gene dicer1, whose product is annotated as dicer 1, ribonuclease type III. The record is from RefSeq and is a predicted model, not a curated record. The transcript has 29 exons. Bases 360 to 6068 code for a protein of 1902 amino acids. Gene Ontology annotation, biological process: pre-miRNA processing; apoptotic DNA fragmentation; siRNA processing. Gene Ontology annotation, molecular function: RNA binding; ribonuclease III activity; deoxyribonuclease I activity. NCBI's taxonomy places the organism in Eukaryota, Metazoa, Chordata, Actinopteri, Pleuronectiformes, Scophthalmidae. Gene Ontology annotation, cellular component: cytoplasm; nucleus; RISC complex.